Messenger RNA from Danio aesculapii, 3188 nucleotides. It is a transcript of the gene polr3e, whose product is annotated as polymerase (RNA) III (DNA directed) polypeptide E. Lineage: Eukaryota; Metazoa; Chordata; Actinopteri; Cypriniformes; Danionidae. The transcript has 21 exons. Bases 258 to 2348 code for a protein of 696 amino acids. Gene Ontology annotation, biological process: DNA-templated transcription. Gene Ontology annotation, cellular component: RNA polymerase III complex; nucleus. The record is from RefSeq and is a predicted model, not a curated record.
CACACGCACUGACACAGCUCCUCCCCACGUGUUUUGAGUGACUGCAGCUCCACGAUCAGCAACAUGGCAGCAGAUAAACGCACAUAUAAAGCUUUAGACUGACCUGCUGGAGGAAUUCAGCUCCACAACACCACUGUACAGUGAGACGGGCUUCUUCUUCUGCGUUCAGCCGCGUAGUGUGGGUGAUUUAGCGGAACCGCCGAGGCCUCGGUUCGAAUCCUCCAUCAGCAUCUUCUCCUCUCUCUCCAGUCUUCAUUAUGGCCAGUGGAGACGAUGAUGAUCCUAUCAUACAGGAGAUUGAUGUUUACCUGGCCAGAAGUCUGGUGGAGAAGCUCUAUUUGUUCCAGUAUCCCGUGCGUCCCGGAUCUAUGAGCUACAAUAAUGUGACUCAUUUGGCGGCCAAAAUCAAACCCAAGCAGCAGAAAGUUGAGCUGGAGGUUGCGAUGGACACCAUGAGUCCAAACUACAGCCGUAGUAAAGGAGAACAGAUCGCGCUGAACGUGGACGGCAUGUCCUCCGAGGACUCCAACGUCUACACAACGAAAAUGAUGGACAAACAAUCGUUCUCAUCGAUUCAGGCGACCACGAACACGUCUCGCUACGCUGCGGCUGUGUUUCACAAAGGGGAGCUCCAUCUGACUCCACUGCAGGGAAUCCUCCAGAUGAGACCCAGCUUCACCUAUCUGGAUAAAGCAGAUACGAAACAUCGAGAACGAGAAGCAGCCAAUGAAGCUGGAGACUCUUCUCAGGAUGAAGCAGAAGAUGAUGUUAAACAGAUCACUGUGAGGUUUUCCAGACCCGAGUCUGAGCAGGCCCGUCAGCGGCGCAUCCAGUCUUACGAGUUCCUGCAGAAGAAACAGGCCGAGGAGCCCUGGGUUCAUCUCCAUUACCACGCCAUAAAGGACAGCCGGUCUGAACACGAGCGCCAGUAUCUGUACUGUCAAGCCAUGGACACCACAGAAAACACAGAGCUGGUCAAAACACCACGUGAAUAUCUGUCCAUGCUCAUGCCUCCGCUGGCUGAAGAAAAAGUUGUUAAACCUGUGGGUCCCAGUAAUGUGCUGUCCAUGGCUCAACUGCGCACUCUUCCUCUGGGAGAUCAGGUCAAGACGCUGAUGAAGAACGUGAAGGUAAUGCCGUUUGCCAAUCUGAUGGGUCUGCUGGCGUCAGGAACGGACUCCACUGCAGUGCUGAGGUGCAUUCAGCAGGUGGCGCUGCUGGUGCAGGGAAACUGGGUCGUCAAGAGUGAUGUCCUGUAUCCCAAGAACACGUGUAGUUCACACAGUGGCGUUCCUGCUGAAGUGCUCUGCCGCGGUCGAGACUUUGUGAUGUGGAGAUUCACUUUAGAGCGAACCCUGAUGAGAAAAGAGGUCGCUGCCAUUAUAAAGCUUCCUCCAGAGGACGUGAAGGAUUUCCUGGAGCAGAUGUCUGUUCCCCGGCUGAAUCGUGGCUGGGAGUUUCUGCUUCCCACCGAUCAGGAUUUUGUCAAGAAGCAUCCAGACGUGGCUCAGAGGCAACACAUGCUCUGGAUGGGCAUUCAGUCCAAGUUGGAAAAAGUCUUCAACUUCUCCAAAGACGACUUUGUGCAUAAAAAGGAUGCGCAGACGGAGCCUGUUCACCUCAGUGGAGACCAGCGUCUGAAAGCAGCCAGGGAAAACGCUCAAGAGAAGCAGUCCAUCCUGCAGCGAGAUCUCGACGCUCACCGAUUGAAGACCUCGAGACUUUCUGGCUCCCCGGGAUCCGCUGGUGCUUCGGUCACAGUGAAGCAGGAGCCGGUGAGCGACUCUGAGGAGCCGAUGGACACAGGUGUACCGCUCACCAAUGGCUCUGUCAACGGUUACCCCGCAGCCGGCUCUCCAGUGUCCGACCCGCACAACGGACACGGACAGGCCUUCACGCCCGAGCUGCAGGACUUUGUGAAAAACACCUUCAGAAAGCAUUACGUUCUGUGUCUGAGCGAAGUCAAGCGGCUGUUUAAUCUGCAUCUGGCCAGUUUACCCAGCGGCCACGCGGCGUACGGACAUGUGACGGACCGCAUGCUGCAGGACACCAUCCUGCACAGCCACUGCAAGCAGAUCCUCGUGCCUUUUCCUCCUCAGAGCAGCGCUGCCGCAGACGAGCAGAAGGUGUUUGGUUUGUGGGAGAGCGGAGAAACCUUUGACAAGCUCCGACAGGUUCUGUUCGAGAUCUUCAUGAAGAAUUAUCGCGUCAGGAGAAACGUGAUCCAGACGCGUCUCACACAGGAGCUCGGAGACGCCGUCAACAAAACCGAUGUGGAUCGACUGCUCAAGGAGUGUUGCAUUAGUCUGGGAGGGAUGUGGUAUCUGAAAGGCACCGUUCACUCCUGACACACACCAGCAGUGACGGACACCUGUCAAUCACCAUCAUCUCCCUCACAGGAAGGAGCCAACUCACCAACCAAUCAGAGGCGUGUGCCGAGCAACUGGGUGGAGCUUCAGCAUUCAUAAACACAACAGAAGAGCUGAAGGUCACACGAGGACAGCGCCGCUCUUUACUUUACUACCAGAGUACGUAAGAUGAGGAUCACACUCCGGCUCGUUCUGUGAGGCCUUCCAGAGCUCCGCAUCAGAUUUAGGACCUUGUUUGUUAUUAGUUUGUUCUGGAAAAGACUGAAAUAAGAGGAGAUUAUUGGUUUAUUAAUUACUUAUGAUUUUAUUGCUUCUAGACUUUCUUUUUGACUUGAAGGACAGCAGCAGAUGAUCAAAUAACCGUCUGCAAUGUUCAGUUGUGCUUCAUAUUCACUAUGUUUACAGGUUUGAUCGUGGACUCUUGGAUAUCUGGAAUGAUUUAGAGUAAUUCAGACCCUCAUUUAAAUCAAGUUGAUGAAUAUUUAUUAGCUUUGUUUCUUUUGGACCUAUAAGGGCUCAGAAUGAUCUAAAUAUGUGAAUAAAUGCAGCAUGGGUCAUGUCUGAAUGCUUCAGGUUAUGUUUGAGCGAUUCUGAAAGUGCCUCUUUAACUCUAUCAGGGGAAACAUGCAGCGGUGUUAUUCUGCUUCUGACUGAACUCAUGUGUGUGUAUGUGUGUGUGUGUGUGUGUGUGUGUGUGUGUGUUGUGGAUCUCCGUCUGUGUGUGUUAAUCAUUCCACAUAUUCAGAUAAUCAUCGAUCCACGUCUGACAGUCACCAUUUUUUAUUUGUACAUUAUUAUGAAUAAAUGUUGCACCCAUAA